Astyanax mexicanus (Mexican tetra) is the source of this 4509-nucleotide messenger RNA. It is a transcript of the gene ncapd2, whose product is annotated as non-SMC condensin I complex, subunit D2. Gene Ontology annotation, molecular function: histone binding. The record is from RefSeq and is a predicted model, not a curated record. The transcript has 32 exons. Gene Ontology annotation, biological process: mitotic chromosome condensation; mitotic cell cycle; meiotic chromosome condensation. Bases 173 to 4372 code for a protein of 1399 amino acids. Gene Ontology annotation, cellular component: condensed chromosome, centromeric region; nucleus. NCBI's taxonomy places the organism in Eukaryota, Metazoa, Chordata, Actinopteri, Characiformes, Acestrorhamphidae.
UGUAUGAAUUCAAAGCUGGGGCUGAACCGUUACAGAUCCGAUACACACAGACCGAGGAGCCGCUCAGCCUCCAGAAACAUCCCUAAACCUCCUUAAACCUUCUUAAAUCGCUGUCAACAGCGGGACUGAUAUGCGAUAGAGCUCUUUGUACUACACGGGUACGUUUGCAGAAAUGUCUUGGGAUUUCAUCGUUCCGGUGUCUUUGGAUGACCUGGUAAAAUCAGGAGCCAUCCAGCAGUAUGUGGUGCAGGACGUGCUCUCACCUAAACAGCUGCCCUCUCACCUCAACAACUUUAAAGCUGCUUUGAGGAGUCAGGGCCCACUGUGCAUUUUGGAGCAUUUUGACACAUUGUACAGUGUUUUAAAGCAUUGUCGUUCAGUGGAUGUAUCUUUGAAAGAGGACACGCUGGAGUUUCUCAUACAAGUUGUCAGAGGGCUGUCCGGCUCCCUGCCGUCUCUCCUCCUUUCUGGCACUCUGUCAGCAGCUGACCGAAAACAGCAGCUCAACGCAGUAAAGAUGAGUGUGUUCUUGCUCUGUAAACUCACUGAGCAUCUGGAGAACGAGUCCUGUAUGGAAAGCAUCGUCACUGCACCCAGCAAGGGCCGUAAAAAGGAGAAGGCAUCUGGCGGGAAGGGCUUAAUACAGUGGGACAGCGAACGGGAAACUGUGCUGCAAUGCUUGACCCAGCUCCUCCAGCUGGAUAUCCGCUCUCUGUGGAAUCUGUCUCUGGUGGAGGAGGAGUUUGUCAGCUGUGUCACAUGUUGUUGCUACAAGUUGUUGGAGAAUCCCACUAUUGGUCACAUGAAGAACAAAGCCACGCGUGAUGCCAUCAUCCAUGUACUGGGAGUGAUGGUGAAGAAAUACAACCACAUGCUUGGUGCCUGUGUAAAGGUGAUUCAGUUGCUGCAACACUUUGAGCAGCUCUCCUCAGUGUGUGCACAGGCUGUGUCUGCUUGGAGCUCAGAGUAUGGAGUCAAAACCAUCGUAGGAGAGAUCAUGAGAGAAAUCGGGCAAAAGUCCAACGACGAGUUGGCCAGAGAGGGCUCUGGGGUGAAGGCCUUCUCUAGCUUCCUGUCUGAACUCAGCUCCCUAAUCCCUGAAGCUAUGAUCCCGAACAUCAGCCUGCUCCUGACACAUCUGGAGGGAGAGAGCUCCAGUAUGCGUGUUGCAGUCUGUGAGGUGUUGGGUGAGGUGCUGGUACGUGUGUUGAGUGGUGAUAAGCUGGAUGAUUCUGGACGAGCAGAUCGAGAUCGGUUCCUCGACACUCUUCAAGAGCACAUUCACGACAGUCACUCGCACGUUAGAGCUCGAGUACUGCAGGUGUACACCCGUAUCGUCAACAGCAAGGCUUUGCCGUUAUGUAGAUACACUGAGGUGAUGCAGUUGGCUGUUGGACGUCUUGGUGAUAAAUCUGUUCAUGUGUGUAAGAGUGCCAUCCAGCUCCUGGCUGCCUUCAUCGCCCACAAUCCAUACAGCUGCAAGCUGAGCAGUGUUGACUUGAAGAAACCUCUGGAAAAGGAGACCACCAAGCUGAAGGAGCUGAAAGAGAGCAUGAAGGAAAAACAACCAGUUGCUGUAAUAUCAGCCUCGGAUCUGUGGGCUGCGAUGGAGCCAGAAGUCUCCAACACAGUCCGAGCUCAGCUGGAGGCUGGUAGUGAUGCAGAAAGAGAAGAGGAAGAAGAAGAAGAAGAUGAAGAGAAGGGUGAGGAGGAGGAGCAGGAGGAACCUGAACAGAAAAAGAGUGACCGAGAAACUGCUGUCCAAAUCGCACAGUACCUCAGAGACAACAAAUACAGGCAGGCAGUUAAUCUGUGUGUGCGAGCCUACACUCUUUACCCCGAGUCUCCAUUCUUCUCUGCUCUUUCCGAGAUUAACCCAGACACCAUCAUCAGCACACUGGCCUCUCUCUUCAAAGGCCCAGAGGAGGAACAGGCAUCAGAGCCUGCAGUGAGCGAUCAGCCCCCCACCCCACAGAAGGAAGGAGAAAAAGAGCCUGAAGACGGGAAGGAGAAUGAGCUGAAGAAGCAAGAGAUGUUGGUCCAGUACCUGAAAGACACUGAGAGCUUUGCUCUGCAGGUGGAGAGAGCCAUUGCUGUAAUUAACAACAUGCUUUACUGGAAAACCACCACAGUGGUUCAGGAGGCAGUGCAGUUCUGUGUGACUGCGCGGGAGUUCAGUGUAGCGGACUCUGUGUGUGGAGUGAGGAAGAUGUUGCCGCUGGUCUGGUCCACCGACACUGCGGUAAAAGAGGCUGUAAUUCAAGCUUACAGACGCCUGUACCUCAACCCUCAUGGAGACAACACUAGAGCAAAGGCCCAGACUCUUGUGGAUAGCCUGUCUGAGUUGAUGGUUGAUGCCUCACUGGGAACCAUUCAGUGCCUGGAGGAAAUAGUGCAGGAGUUCUUCAGUAACGAGAGUGCUCUGCAGGCGUCUGUAGUGCAGGCAUUAUGGGAAAGAUUCUCAGGGAAGAGGGAGACUUCAGCCCUGCACAGGAGAGCUGCAGUGCUGCUGCUGGGCAUGGCAGCACGUGCUGAAAGAGAGGUGGUGCUCAGUAACUUGGACACGCUCUGCUCUGUUGCACUGGGAGAGAAGGUGACUGAAGAUUACCUGUUGGCCAGAGAUGCAGUCAUAACCAUCGCCAAUAUAACUGACAGUGUCCGACAAAAUAAAGGAGCUCCAUUCCGGCUGCCUGUGGACCAUCAUCUCUUCAGCUGUCUGACCCAGGCCAUCGCUGACGGAGUCGUCUUGUCUGACCCCUACUGGCAGACAUUCAUGGAACAAGCCAUUCGCCUCAUCUAUUUCCUGGCUGAGACUCCGGACCAGCUGUGUGCUCGCCUUCUUCAAAGAUCUGCUCGACUCCUGCUGGAGCAGAUUACAGAGGGUGGGGAGCCCAACCAGUCAGAAGUGUCGGAAGGGUCUCAAGAUUCAGAGCAGCAAGUGAACUGUGCAAGUUUGGCCCACCUGCUGUCAAUGUGUGGAGCUGUGGCCUUCUGGCAGGUGUCUCACCUGGAGAGGAGUGUGAGUACGGAGCUCCGGAGGAGAAGAGGUGAGAAGGAGGAGAAAGAAGAGAAGGAAAAGGGACCUGCUGGCAAAAACAAGGAGGCCAAUGACAGCUGUGUGGAGGAGGAGCUUGGUUUGACUGGUGCAUCAGCAGAGGACACAGAGGCAGAGUUUAUCAGGAAGAUUUGUGAAACAGAGCUGUUAGCUGAUGGAAACAUGCUCAGUGUGUUUCUGCCUCUGCUGGUGAAAGUGUGCAGCUCUCCUGGAAGAUACACUCACACACAGCUCACCACUGCUGCAUGCCUUGCUCUCUCCCAGUACAUGAUGAUCAGUCCGACAGUGUGUAAGGACAAUAUUCGACUACUCUUCACCGUGUUGGAGAAAUCUCCUCUCCCAGUUGUCAGAGCAAAUGCCAUCAUUGCUCUCGGGGACCUGACUGUUCGCUUUCCCAACAUUCUGGAGCCAUGGACCCCCAACCUGUAUGGCAGACUGUGUGAUGAAAACGCUUCAGUGCGUCUGACUUCCAUCACGGUUCUGACCCAGCUGGUGCUGAAGGACGUUAUGAAGGUCAAAGGUCAGGUCAGCGAGGUUGCUGUACUCUUAUUGGACUCUGAGCCCCACAUUGCCAGCCUUGCGCUUAAUUUCUUCAACGAGCUCUCUGCAAAGGACAAUGCAAUCUACAACCUGCUGCCAGACAUUAUCAGCCGAUUGUCAGAUCCUGAGAGGGGCAUGAAAGAGGAGGAUUUCAACACCAUUAUGAAGCAGCUCUUUUCCUACAUCACUAAAGAAAGGCAGACGGAGAGUUUGGUGGAGAAGCUCUGUCAGCGUUUCAGAACGGCCAAGACGGAGCGUCAGUGGGCAGACUUGGCCGUGUCUCUGUCUCUGCUCUCCAUGUGUGAACGGGGUUUUAAGAAGCUGCAGGAAUGCUGGGACUGUUACAGUGAUAAACUCACUGAAGAUGCGGUGUACCAGCCUCUGCUCUCUAUCUUGGCCAAACUCCGCCGUAGAGCCAAGCCCCAGUUUAAGGCUCAGGUGGAGGAGUUGGAGAAGAAGAUGACUGCAGUGCACACUAAAGGUCUGGAAAAUGUUGAGAACGAGGAGAGCGAGCAGCAGCUGGAUGACCAGGCACCCAGCCAGAACUCACAGACACCACAGCCCCCCAAAAGCACUCGCAAAACACGAGGUCGUGUGAAGUCUAAGAUGGAUGAAAGUGACCUAGUGACUCCCAAACGAACUCGUGCUCGCCCCAAAAAGGUCAUGAACUUCAGCAGCGAUGAGGAGGAGGAUGAAGAUGCUGUGAUGGCAGACAAUGAAACCCCGAAAGUGACCACGCCCAUUGCACGAACCCGACGCACUCGCCUUCGCCACUAAUCUUUUAUUCUGUUUUUCUUUUUUUUAAUAGCUUUUAUCUUUGUCUUAGAUGCUUUUAAACCUUCUGAGCCGACACUUUUGGUCAUGUUUUAUUAACUAUAAAUAAAAUAUUUUACUAUUAAAUUUUUACUACCAGA